AUGGGCCCGCCAGCUGGUUCAAGAGGAGAUGCAUCCAGUGGGUCCUUAGGCUCUCCCAAUGCCGAGCAACAGACCGAGCUGGUUGGCAGGAAGGGAGGUCGGACAGAGAGCAGAGCGGAAACUGGCGAUGAGCCCGUAGCUGCCCGGGCCUUUGGCUUACCGCCCUGCUUUGCAGAAAAGGAUUUCUUCGAGGGGUUUCCUCUGACAGUGUCUGAUAACGAGGCCGACAUUAUUAAACGGCUCGACAAAGAAGGCCGGAGGAAACACCUCGCCACCAGCAUGGUCGGUGUAGUGAAGAUGUCCGAGAUGGUUGUGGUCCUUGCAGGGGAAGGAUCAGAUUCCUCGGACUGUGUUAGGGAGUUAGAAACAGAGAAGGCUGCUUUCGCUGCCAAAUCUCGCAAGUUAAAGGCGGAUCUCGAGCGGUUCGAGGAGAUGUUGCGUGAGCAGGCCGACCUGCAGUCAGGGGAGAAGGAAAAGACCGCGAAGGCUUCCGAGGAGAGGGAUUGCCUCCAACUUGACAAGGAACGGUUGGAGAGCGACAACCAACAGUUUUCCAAGGAAAUCGAGGAGCUAAAAGCUGCUAUACUUCCUGCUGAUGACGAUCCAGAGGAGAUAGCGUCUUUGCGCACCCAUUCAGAUUUGGUUGCUUGUAUCCACCUUCUCGAGUCAGACUGCGUCGGUGCCCUAGCCGACGAGUUCGAGGCCGCGGUCAGUCAGCUAUCCGUCCUAAAUCCUGGCAUGAACACCGAGGGAGUCGGGUUUCUGUCCCAGAUUAUUGAUGGUCAGGUUGUGCCUCCUUCUAAGUCUCCUGAUGUAGAUGCCGGUAGUCCUGGGGAUGUUUAG
Molecule: messenger RNA, 843 nt
Organism: Vicia faba (fava bean)
Lineage: Eukaryota; Viridiplantae; Streptophyta; Magnoliopsida; Fabales; Fabaceae
Source: the annotation of a GenBank genome assembly